AUGGAGAAGAAGCGACGGGCGCGCAUUAAUGUGUCUCUGGAGCAACUCAAAUCGUUGUUAGAGAAACACUAUUCGCACCAGAUCCGGAAACGCAAGUUGGAGAAAGCAGAUAUACUGGAGCUCAGCGUCAAGUACAUGAAAAGCCUUCAGAACUCGGUGCAAGGGCUCUGGCCGGUCCCCAGCGGAGCCGAGUACCCGUCGGGCUUCCGCGGCUGUCUGCCCGGCGUUAGCCAGCUUUUGCGGCGCGGAGAGGAGGGCGGCGGCGGCGGCGGCGGCGGCGGCCUGCGCUGCCCCCUGGUGCACGAGCGCGCGGGUGGCAGCACCAUGGACAGCGCCAGCUCCCGCCCUGAGGCGCCAGCCAGGCGAGGCCCCUGCGCCUCCGCGGUUUGGGUCCCUGUUCCCGCCGCCGGCGGCUCGCGGUCGCCGCCACCCCGGCUUCUCUUCUCUGGAGGUCUUCCCAGCCCGUCCACCAGCGUCCCAGCGCCGCAGUCGGCGUCUCGUCGCUUCGCCGACAGCCCGGGGCCGGGGCUGCGCUUGUGGCGGCCCUGGUGA
Molecule: messenger RNA, 552 nt
Organism: Camelus dromedarius (Arabian camel)
Lineage: Eukaryota; Metazoa; Chordata; Mammalia; Artiodactyla; Camelidae
Gene: HES3
Product: hes family bHLH transcription factor 3
Exons: 3
Coding region: 1-552 (183 amino acids)
Biological process (GO): anterior/posterior pattern specification; regulation of neurogenesis; regulation of transcription by RNA polymerase II
Cellular component (GO): nucleus
Molecular function (GO): DNA-binding transcription factor activity, RNA polymerase II-specific; RNA polymerase II cis-regulatory region sequence-specific DNA binding; protein dimerization activity
Source: RefSeq, a predicted model, not a curated record